Molecule: messenger RNA, 400 nt
Organism: Caenorhabditis sp. 36 PRJEB53466
Lineage: Eukaryota; Metazoa; Nematoda; Chromadorea; Rhabditida; Rhabditidae
Source: the annotation of a GenBank genome assembly
AUGGCGCCGAUGCGGCGCUGGAUAAUCCUACUACUAUUUGCAGUGCUGCUCGUCUCACAAGCCCAGUAAGUUGACCUAUUUCUAAAUUAGUCCAUAGUUGUCACUGGCCCGACUCAAGUAGCGGGUUUUUUUUUUGUUUUCCUACGCGUUUUUCAUCUCGAUUGGUGGUAUUGAUGUCAAAAAAUGGCACAGAUCGAGCAUGUACCUAACUGAAACGCGCACAAUGAUUCACGAAAAUGUGUCAAGUUGCAGAUCGCAAUCCGAACCGACCAAAGACAAGAAACAGGGCCGAAAAGUGUCCGAGUUGGGGCCGUCGUACAUGCGAAAACGAACACAACUUCCGUCGUUCUUGCUGCGACCGUACCGCCGACCCGCCCUGGCUCUUCUACUAGUCUCGUGA